AUGGCUUCCAACUCCGCCGCAAUCGCCGGGUUCUCCGCUUCAGGAGGAGCCACCCGCUCUCCUCGCCCUUCCCGUUCCGCACCAGCUCCGUUUCUGACAAGCUCCGUUGUCCCUCACCGAUAUACCAUCACAACCGGUCUCAACCGGUCGAGCUUCCCUUUUUGGCACGGCCUGCGCGCUCCUAGCCUCAGGAGGCCGGACACCCCCUACCCCUCUCUCUUGAGAACCAGCAGCAGUGAGACCAGGAGAAACGACUCUAACUACGGUUCCAGUUCGAGACUGCCGCUGCUUGCUGCUGCUUCUGUUGGUGAUGCUGGUGGUGAUGGGGAUUGUGGGAACAGGGGAGGAACAGGAGAGAGUGAAGGAGCAACGGGGGAGUUGGAGUCAGUUGGGGAGUUGGAAGAGAAUGGAAUGAUGGGGAAGGGAGAGGAGCAUCCAGGUGAGCAGACUGAGGAGCAGGCAGCAGCAGCGGUGCCUCCUGUUGCUUCUGAUCAACCCAAUCAACGGCUCACAGCGCAUCUGGACUUGAAUGAGGUGAGGCGGCAGCUGCAACGGUCGAAUGAGCGGACUGCGGAAAACCUGAAGCACCUGAAAAAUCGCCUGCAUGCGUCCAACGAGUGGACGGCAAGGCACCUGAAAAAAUCAAAACAACAGACCAGGGAGAACCUGAAGCACCUGAAAACUCACCUGGAAACCCACCUGCACGCGUCCAACGAGUGGACGCUUAGCCACCUGAAGAAGGGUCACCAGUGGACGUCUGAGCACCUGAGAGAAUCAAAUCAACGGACACGGGAGCAGCUGCAGCAUCUGAUUCACUCCGAGCAACUGCUCCAUUUGGAGGGGCAUCUGGACGUGCGGGCAUUGAAGGCAAGGCUGCACGCAUCUAACGCCAAGACCAUGGCGCAGCUGAGGCACCUGGGAGUCAACCUGGAGCACCUGGAGGGGCACCUGGACGUGGGGGCGCUGAAAGCAAGGUUGGACGCGUCCAACUCCAGGACAAAGGCGCAGUUGAAGCGGAGAGGCAGGCAGGCGUCUCACACGGUGCAUGGCGUGGCUGACGUGCUCUCUGUUAUCGGCGCCGCCGCUGCUGCUGCCACUGCUGGUGCUGCUGGUUCUACUGGUGGAGCUGGUGGUGCCACUGCUGGUGCUACUGAAGCUACUUCUACCUCUGCUUCAGGAUCUGCGGCUCCACCUCCUCUUGCUGGCUCUACUGGUGCUGGUACUGGGAAGGAGAGGGCAGCAGGAGGAGCAGAUGGUGGGGACGUCUCCAAGACUGAAGGCAGUGCGAGCAGCAGUGCAGCGACCAGGAGCCUGGCUCGCAAUCCGUAUCUGAGUGGCAAUUUCCGUCCAGUGGGCACCGAGGUGCUGCAGGAGCUUGACUGCGCUGUGAGUGCAGUGCACCUGCCAUCUACUAUAUACCUACCUCCUCUUUCACUCGUUGUUUUGCUUGCAACGGCCCUGUCUCCCUUCGCCUCUGCUUUCUCCCUCCACCACUCUGUGAUCGGCCAGAUCCCUCAGGGUCUGCGCGGUAGGUUCAUUCGAAACGGCCCGAACCCACAGCUGCCACCCUCCAGCCCUGAGCUCUACCACUGGUUCGACGGGGACGGCAUGUUACAUUCAGUGAACUUUCACCCCCCUGGGGAGAACUUUCACAGUCACCCUCGUGAAGCCCGUGAGGAGAACUUUCACUCCCCGCAAGUGAGCUACAGACGGCGCUACAUCCGCACGACAGGCUGGCAGGAGGAACGGGCGGCGGGGCGGGCUUUAUUUGGAGGGUUGCAGCAGGUGGGCCUGGGGGCGAGUCAUCUGCUGCUGGCUGCGAUGAACCUUCUCGGGCUGAGACAGCAGGACGCACCCAUGUGGAACAUGACCAAGAACGUGUCUAACAACCAUUUCAUUCAGCACGCCGGGCGCCUCCUCUCCCUCUGGGAAGCGGGUCUGCCCUACUCCCUCGACCCCUCCACCCUUGACACCAAGGGGGUCCACUCGUUUGACGACACGUGGCGCAGCGGCAUGACAGCUCACCCGAAAGUGGAUCCAAUCACAAACCACAUGAUGAUCUACGGUUACAACUUGACACACAAGCCAUACCUCCGCUACGGAGUGGUUGACCCCUCUGGCUCUCUCAUUCACGCCACCGACCUCGACCUGCCACACCCUGUCAUGAUGCAUGAUUUCGCCAUAACGGAGCACCACAGCAUAUUCCUCGACUUCCCGCUUCGUUUCCAGCUAGACAAAGUCAUUCAGUCGCACGGCAAGGCCAAGCCCUUCGUCUUCGACCCUUCCAAGCCAUCUCGCAUCGGAGUGCUUCCUCGCUUUGGCUCCAAUCCAGACAUUCGCUGGUUCACGGUUAAGCCAGGGUUCUGUCUUCAUGUGGUUAACGCAUUCGAAGAACCCUCUUCCGCCCCCUCUCCCUCCUCCUCCUCGUCCUCCCCCUCCUCCACCACCCCGGACUCUCCUCCUCCCACCAUCAUCCUACGUGUCAUCCGCUUCCCCGCCUUCUCAGCGCUUGGCCUUGCUGAGCUGGCAGAUGAGCUGGCAUGUGAUGAGGUGGCACAGCUGCACGAGUACAGGCUGGACCUCCAAUCGGGAGCAGUAGAGGAGCGCUCCUUGUGCAAGGUGUGCUGCGACUUCCCCUCCAUCAACCCCAAUUUCACGGGCCGCCCCCAUCGCUUCGCUUACUCUGCCCGAUUCACAGCACAGCCCGGCCCAGGCACCACCGUCCCCUCAUUCAACGCCAUCAUGAAGCAUGAUUUCCAGCUAGGCACGUACCAGGUGCAUACCCUCCCACCCGGAAGGUUCUGUGGGGAGCCUGUGUUUGCUCCACGGCACCACUUUCAGAGCAGCAGCAGGUCGCAGAGCGGUGAAGCGCGGUCAGAUGAAGUCGGAAUGGGUAGAGAUGUGGUGGGACUGGGUGCUGAUGCGGUUGGGAUGGGUGCAGAGGAGGAGGACGAUGGGUGGGUGUUGGCACAUGUAUGGGAUGAGGAGGAGAUGAGGAGCGAAGUGAUUGUGCUGGAUGCAAUGAAUCUGGACAAGCAGCCGCUGGCUCGGAUCAUUCUUCCCAAGAGAGUACCGUACGGCUUCCAUGGGACGUUUCUUCCUGACUGA
Closterium sp. Naga37s-1 is the source of this 3108-nucleotide messenger RNA. The record is from the annotation of a GenBank genome assembly. Lineage: Eukaryota; Viridiplantae; Streptophyta; Zygnematophyceae; Desmidiales; Closteriaceae.